AUGCCACCCACCGAGCAAGAAGAGAGACUGGUCACGGUCUAUGCCGAUAUCCACUACUACUUCGCGCCGCCUACCAUACGACCCGUGCUGCACCGCUUCGACAAGGCGUCGUACUUCUACAUAUACUACAACCAGACCACUGGCUCGAGUCGCAUAGAAGUCGCCAACAAUCCCGGCGCAGCGGAACAAGACGCCUUCAAUGGCUUUCUUGACAACUGUCGAAUCAUCAAUUCACACAAAUUCCCCACGCUCUUGACACUGGAGGUGGAUGGUGUUGGACGAUCACAAUCUGCACAGAAUAGAAGCCCAGAACCAGAUGAAUGGCGGCUAGCAAGCGGCGUUGCGACACAAUCUGGCGCCCACAAGUACAGACUGCAUACACUCGACAUCUACUUCUGGGCCGAGGAUGACGCCAAGUCAGUUGUGACUACGCUGAAGCAUCUACUGCAGCCCGAGCAACUUGACAUUGCUGAGUUGGAGCCGGAACCGGAGCCAGAGCACGCUGCACGAUCUGAUAUUGCCAGUCCACUUGUGCAGAACCUCGAAAAUGUAGCAAUAUCAGACCCGGCAUACCGCAAUGGCCAGACACGCAACUCACAGAACAUGGCACAACAGCCAGCAACAAUCCCUCCGCCGCCAGCAGCGCCUCAACCAAGUCACUCUGUCUCGCCGCAAAUCACUACUCCGCAGUCUAGUAACAAACCAGAUUCAACGCAGAACUUCACCCCCAUGGCGUACAACCCGGCAGCGCCAGCAGCUCCGGAGCCAAUCGCCCACCGCGAGGAUACACCUCCGCCCAUUGACGACGGACAUGGUACGGGUCUAGCUGCAGCAGCCAGACACGACAAUGUCCCUUAUCAACCAGGCCAACCUCAUCAGCCGUAUCCAACAGGACAGCCUCCACAGCAGCAGCAACCCUACCGACCAGGCGAGCCCGUGUCGCAACCAUGGACUGGCGGUCCACCAACACAACCUUCGCCAUUCACAUCUCCACCUCCUCAAUCAUCCAGCACGCUCUCCUACAUCCCAUCCGCCACACAACCAACAACCCUUUCCCAAACCACCUCCAACCAAUCUCAACAAUACCGCCUCUCCAGCGCCGCACAACACUACACCCCCGACGCCGCCACCCUCGCCCGCGAGCAAUACCAAGCCCGACAACCAUCCUUCAACAAAGCCACCGACGGCAUCACCCCCGGCGCCCAAUUCUACAGCACCCUCCCCCAACCCACAUCCUCCCCGCACAAACCCCUCCAGCACGUCCAACCACAAUACCCAGACUACCUCUCCGCAAACACCUCGCCCCGACAAUCCGCAUUCGAGAUGUCUGCCGCACAGCAGGCUCAGCUGCAGGCGCAUCAGCACCAACAUCCGAGUUAUAACUAUGGUGCGGCGGCGCAGCAGGGGAUGUUGCCGCAGGCUCCGUCGACGAAUCCGUACGAUGUGCAUAGUCAGGUUUAUAGGCCGUCAGAGCAGGAGGCGGCGGCGGCGGCGCAUGGUGGGCAUGGUGGGCGGAUGCCGAGUUCAAGUGGGAGGCCGCCGAAGGAGAGUCGGGUUGAGAAGGCGGAGAAGAAGGCUUCUGGCUGGAUGAAGAAGUUGGAGAAUAAGGUUGGGUUGUGA
Molecule: messenger RNA, 1620 nt
Organism: Cyphellophora attinorum
Lineage: Eukaryota; Fungi; Ascomycota; Eurotiomycetes; Chaetothyriales; Cyphellophoraceae
Exons: 2
Coding region: 1-1620 (539 amino acids)
Source: RefSeq, a predicted model, not a curated record